This is a messenger RNA of Sphaerulina musiva SO2202, 1588 nucleotides long. RefSeq names its product FAD/NAD(P)-binding domain-containing protein. Gene Ontology annotation, molecular function: FAD binding; monooxygenase activity. The record is from RefSeq and is a predicted model, not a curated record. The transcript has a single exon. NCBI's taxonomy places the organism in Eukaryota, Fungi, Ascomycota, Dothideomycetes, Mycosphaerellales, Mycosphaerellaceae. Bases 66 to 1583 code for a protein of 505 amino acids.
AGCUGAGGAGUGAAUAUUUUCCUGGAGCUGCCAGUGCCGGGUUCUAGGAGGCACGGUGACACAGCAUGACUAAAAAGGAUCCUUCCAUCCAUAUCGUGGGAGCCGGCGUCGGCGGACUCGUGACAGCACUGCAACUGCAUGCCCAUGGCUUUCGGGAUAUCAACCUGUAUGAAGCCUCCACCCAACUCCUUUCUCUCGGUGUCGGCAUCAAUGUCCAGCCUUCCGCCGUUCUCAUUCUGCGCAACUUGGGUCUCUUGCCCGCACUGCAGCAUACCGGCAUCGAGACCAAAGACCUGAACUACUACGAUCGAUUCGGCAACCCCAUCCUCGAGGAACCACGAGGCAAAUAUGCCGGCUAUGAUGUCCCCCAGUUCAGUAUCCAUCGCGGCAAGCUGCAGAUGAUGUUGCUGGACGCCGUCAAGGAACGAGUCGGCGAAGAGCGCAUCCAUCUCAAUCACUGCUUGGCUAGCUUCGAGAACGACGAGGCAGACCCCUCCAAACAGAUCAAGUUGCGCUUCGUCCAAAAGAAGACUGGCCUGCCGGCAACCCUCGCAGAAGUCGAUGCCGAUCUCGUCGUGGCCGCCGAUGGCAUCAAUUCCAAAGUCCGCAGUAUUCUCUACCCCAAUGAAGGCCCUCCCCACUUCUCCGGCCGCAUCUUAUGGCGAGGCUACCUCGAACGCGAACCCUUCUUGUCAUCUGCCAGCAUGAUCUGGUCUGGCCACGCCAACCAGAAGUUCAUCGCCUAUCCCAUCUUGAACUAUCAUACUGAAGCCCAGACCAAGUCCAUGGUGAACUGGAUCGCCGAAUUGCGUGUUCGAGACGAAAACGAUCCCGACACCACCCCGCCCGUCAAAUCGGGUGACUGGUUGAUGUCCGUGCCCAAAGAACGUUUCGCAAAGGAAUUCCAAGACUGGACAUUUGGCUUCCUGAAUGUUCCCGAAUUAAUCGAGAAGACGGAGAAAGUGUUUGAAUAUCCCAUGUGCGAUCGAGAUCCCAUCGCCAGAUGGACCUUUGGACGACUCACCUUACUCGGAGACGCAGCACAUCCCAUGUAUCCCAUUGGAAGCAACGGAGCCAGCCAAGCCAUUCUCGACGCCGAAUCCUUAACAAAGCACUUGAUGAAUUCCCUAUCAUCAACAUCGACAACAACAACAGCAACAACAACAUCAUCAACAUCAACAUCAGCAAGCCCACCCAUGUCCGAUCAAAUUCUCGCCGCAUUACAAGCCUACCAAAACGAACGUCUCCCCACCACCGCCAAAAUCGUCAUGGCCAACCGCGGCAACGGCCCCGAUCACGUCAUGCAAGUUGCCUACGAACGCGCACCGAAUGGCUUCCAGCACAUCAACGACAUCAUCCCACGAGCCGAGCUCGAAGGUAUCGGUUUGGCAUACAAAGCCAUUGCGGGAUUUGAAAUUGAAAAAGUUAAUCAACUCGCGAGGGAAACGGAAGGUAUGGCGGAGAAGCGGGGUUUGACUUCUCCCCAGGCGUGGAGUCGGACUUGCAAUCUUGACAAGAAUACUAAUGGAAAUGGAAAUGGAAAUAUGAAUGGAACAAGUCCGGAUCCGAAUAAUCUCCAGUGAGGGAG